Polychytrium aggregatum is the source of this 426-nucleotide messenger RNA. RefSeq lists its product as uncharacterized. The annotation marks the transcript as partial. Gene Ontology annotation, molecular function: protein binding. The transcript has a single exon. The record is from RefSeq and is a predicted model, not a curated record. Lineage: Eukaryota; Fungi; Chytridiomycota; Chytridiomycetes; Polychytriales.
UGCUUGUUUCAUGGAUUCGGAACCGCCAAGAACAAAAUGAAAGCAACAUCCAUACUUGAGCAGCUCGCCAACGAAGGCCACAGCGACAGCCAGUUUUGGAUCGGAAGCUGCUACUACUGGGCCCGAGGAAAAUCAGUAGACAGACGCAUGGCAUUCGAGUGGUACAGCAAGUCGGCCAGCCAAGGCAACUCCAACGGGCAGUGGAUGGUUGGUUGGUGCCACUAUUAUGGACAUGGAGUCACCGAGGACUACACCAAGGCAGUCGAGUGGUAUCGCAAGUCGGCCGAGCAGGGCAAUCGAUACGGACAAGAUUAUCUCGGCCUUUGCUACCAGGUUGACGCUGGUGUCCCCGAGGACGCCAAUACCGCCGUUUUCUGGUAUCGCAAGUCCACUGAGCAGGGAUUCCGAUAUGCCAGCUUCAACCUC